Messenger RNA from Serinus canaria (Common canary), 3505 nucleotides. It is a transcript of the gene NETO2, whose product is annotated as neuropilin and tolloid like 2. NCBI's taxonomy places the organism in Eukaryota, Metazoa, Chordata, Aves, Passeriformes, Fringillidae. Bases 54 to 1631 code for a protein of 525 amino acids. Gene Ontology annotation, molecular function: protein binding. The record is from RefSeq and is a predicted model, not a curated record. The transcript has 9 exons.
GGGCACCGCCGCGGCCAUGGAGCGCCGCUGAUCGCCGCCGCCGCCGGGAGACAAUGGCCCUGCACAAACUCUGCUCGGUGCUGGAAGUGUUGCUUGUAACAAUCCUGGUAGUGGAAGGCAUUGCCGUUGCACAGAAGACGCAAGGUGGGCAAAACAUUGGAGUGAAUCGAAUUCCUCCCACCCAGUGUGACAACUGGGUCCGGACCAGUAAUGGAGGACAUUUUGCUUCACCAAACUACCCAAACAUGUACCCACCCAAUCAAGAGUGCAUCUACAUCUUAGAAGCUGCUCCACGACAAAGAAUUGAGUUGACCUUUGAUGAACCCUAUUACAUAGAACCCUCAUUUGAAUGUCGGUUUGAUCACCUGGAGGUUCGAGAUGGACCUUUUGGGUUCUCCCCUCUCAUUAAUCGUUACUGUGGUCUGAAAAGUCCUGCACUAAUUAGAUCAACAGGGAGAUUUAUGUGGAUCAAGUUUAUUUCUGAUGAGGAGCUGGAAGGAAAGGGAUUUCAAGCAAAGUACUCAUUUAUACCAGAUCCUGACUUCACUUACCUAGGAGGUAUUUUAAAUCCCAUCCCAGACUGCCAGUUUGAGCUCUCAGGAGCUGAUGGAAUAGUACGUUCCAGUCAAGUAGAACAAGAAGGAAAAACAAAACCAGGACAAGCAGUUGACUGUAUCUGGACAAUUAAAGCCACUCCAAAUGCUAAGAUCUACAUGCGAUUUCUGGACUAUCAAAUGGAGCAUUCCAAUGAAUGCAAAAGGAACUUUGUUGCUGUGUAUGAUGGGAGCAGUUCCAUUGAGAACCUGAAGGCCAAGUUCUGCAGCACGGUGGCCAACGACGUGACGCUGCAGACAGGGACAGGCGUGGUGCGCAUGUGGGCCGAUGAAGGCAGCAGGCUGAGCCGCUUCAGGAUGCUCUUCACCUCCUUUGUGGAUCCUCCCUGCUCAGGCAACACUUACUUCUGCCAUAGCAACAUGUGCAUCAAUAAUUCUUUAGUCUGCAAUGGCAUUCAGAACUGUGCAUACCCUUGGGAUGAGAACCACUGCAGAGAAAAGAAAAGAACUGGAUUGUUUGAACAAAUCACCAAAACCCAUGGGACAAUCAUUGGCAUCACAACAGGGAUAGUUUUAGUUCUUCUCAUCAUUUCAAUUCUAGUGCAAGUAAAGCAACCUCGCAAAAAGGUAAUGGCUUGCAAGACUGCCUUCAAUAAAACUGGUUUCCAGGAAGUUUUUGAUCCUCCUCACUACGAACUGUUCUCACUAAGGGACAAAGAAAUUUCUGCAGAUUUGGCAGAUUUAUCAGAGGAACUUGAAAACUAUCAGAAGCUGCGCCGCCCUUCAACAGCUUCAAGAUGCAUUCACGACCACCACUGUGGCUCCCAGGCCUCCAGCAUGAAACAGAGCAGGACCAACCUGAGCUCCAUGGACCUGCCCUUCCGCAAUGACUUUGCGCAGCCCCAGCCCAUGAAAACCUUUAACAGCACAUUCAAGAAAAGCACUUACACUUUCAAGCAAGCUCACGACUGCCCCGAGCAGGUGAUAGAAGACAGGGUGAUGGAGGAGAUUCCAUGUGAAAUUUAUGUCAGAGGAAGAGAAGAUACAGCACAAGGUUCAUUAUCUAUUGACUUUUAACUUCCUGCUGAAAGUGGUAUCAGUGUAUAUACAAAAUGCUCAUGUAUAGUGACAAUGUAUAUAUUUAAAGUGUACCAUACGCAGCGUGUGAGAUGCACACACUUUUAGCUUAUUAUACUUCAUUCCAAAAAACAAAACCAGUCUUCAUAAUUAAUUCUUGCUGAAAAAGUGGUGGAUUUCCUCCAACCUUCCCAAGCUACCUAUCUAGUGAAAGAGUAAGACAGAGACUUUGCAUGGAAAUGAUCAGAUAGGGUGGUGGAAGAAAAAUCCUUACAACUACUAAUCGUUGAACACUGAAAGCAAUGACUACUAUUCUCUUCUUCAUACCAUUUACUCUUCUUUAGAUGUCUGCUUUUCAAGACAAUUUUAAUACCUCACUUGCAUAAAUAAAAGUAGUUAAGUGCACUAUGUGUAUGUCAACAUAGGUGUCUUAUUGUAUUUGUCAAAUUGAAAGUAGAGUUAGUGUUAAGUGCCAGUUAAGACUCACAAAUUAUGUUACAGCCAUCUGUUUCACUUGCCUUUAAUUCUCAUUUCCACACUCUAGGCUUUGUGAGAAAUAAGUGAACAGGGUCACUGCCUUUUAACAAUAUCAAGUUAUAUUAAUUUUAGUACAUGUGGAAAUAUCUUUGCAGCUUUCAGUUAAAACACGAGUAGUCAUUUUAUUCUAGAUGCAGACUUCUACAACAGUUUUCUUUCAAGAAGGUUUAGGAUUUUAAAAUAUUCUGCCAUAUAUUAUAGCUCCAUAUGGCACACUGAUUUCACAGCUCUGUACUUAGGAAACAAUUUUGUUCCUGAGUUUUCCAAGUAUUUACAUAAAUAGAUUGUACUGUACAUUUGUCUCUUAAAAUAGCUUUUUACUCCUUGGUUCAGCCAAUCUUCCCUACUGAAAUCAGCAAUGAUACUUUUAGCUCAUGUCCUACUUGCCUGAAGAGAACUGCUCUGAGGUCUGUGUGAUUACUGGGUGUAUGAAGGAACUGGAAACAAAGAAAUCACAAAGCAACUCUAAUUAACCCCUGUGGAAUCCUUCUUGUGCCCCUUGUUUCCAUUUGCAAAAUUGCACAUUUCAUACCUUUUUAAAUGGUAGUUUGGACCUAAUUUAAAAAUUUUUACAAUAUAGAAGAAAAUUUUUUAAAUAUAUUCUCAUUGUGGUUUUUAAGCUUUUUAUAUAGUUUGAUACUGUACAGCCUAGUUCUUAAAUCCAAAUCUAGCACCUGGACAGCAGGCUUCUUUCAGGGUCCCUCUCAGCAGUUCUGACUAACCUGCAAUUGUUGCUGCACACAUCACAAUUUGCCAAGAAUACUUGUCAUGACUUCCACAUUAGCCUACACUUUCUUCCCUGGGUAGUUUGAGCUUAUUUGGGUAUUUUCUUUUCAGGAAACCUUUGACUAAGCUGGUCUCCCAGCAAGCACUGGGCAUAGCUUUUAUGUCAAACCAUAGUGUUUGUUGUGCUGAUUGUAGUACAAAAAAAGCCCCAAAACCAUCUUAACCUAUGACCCUUGCAACUGAAAAAUCAUUUAUUUGAAAUAAAGAUGAACAACAGCUGUAAUCACAGAUUUUUGCUAGAAUGAUAAAGAUUUUUUUAAGUGCUUAAAAUGUACAACAUUAAAGGGGAAAAAAGGAAAGAGAAUUGAGUUUCUUCAGCAAUCCCCAACUUCAAAAUUAACCCUGUUUCCUGUUUAAAAAGAACAUAAGCAGCUCUUAUCUUAGACCCACAAGUCUGGAUGUACCUGAUGCCAGUUUUUGUGCUGGUCCCAGAAUGUAUUUCAAUUUGAAAGAAUGAAAAUGGGUUUUAUUUUUAGAUGCACUACAUGCAGAAAAUAAAUGUAAAAAAAAUCUAGUUGUUACUUGAAAUUUUUGAAUAUUUAAUGCAAACA